GGGUAGUCCAUAUGUAUGAUAUGGUGACUGUAGGUGGAAAGGAUAACGCUUUAGAGCCAGGAAACCAAAUUGCUACUUCGAUGCCCAGUGCGCUUGACCUUUGGACCCCAAAAUCGAUAGGGAACAUCUUCAUCCCAUGGGUAGUCCAUAUGUAUGAUAUGGUGACUGUAGGUGGAAAGGAUAACGCUUCAGAGCCCGGAAACCAAAUUGCUACUUCGAUGCCCAGUGCGCUUGACCUUUGGACCCCAAAAUCGAUAGGGAACAUCUUCAUCCCAUGGGUAGUCCAUAUGUAUGAUAUGGUGACUGUAGGUGGAAAGGAUAACGCUUUAGAGCCCGGAAACCAUAUUGCUUCUUCGAUGUCCAGUGUGCUUGACCUUUUGACCCCAAAAUCGAUAGGGAACAUCUUCAUCCCAUGGGUAGUCCAUAUAUAUGAUAUGGUGAUGGUAGGUGGAAAGGAUAAUGCUUUAGAGCCCGGAAACCAUUGCGUCUACAGACGGACGGACGGACAACCUGAUUCCAGUAUCCCCCCCCCCCCCCUUCACAACUUGUUGCGGGGGGUAUAAUUAUCAAAACGAUUAAAACAUAGAAUAAAUUUAACCACAAAAGAUAAUCUCACUUACCUUUUUCAAGUUUGAACUCUAUUUUUAGUAACAACUUUUUGCUGUAGCGCCCAUAUUCGACAAAGGUCGGACUUCAAAAAACCUAGUGCAUAACUUCAAUAUAUAUACUUACUUUCUGAAAAGUUUCAAGGUUGUACAUAAAAAACUGUAGGAGGAGUUGAUUUCACAAAAUUUCCCCAAACGCCCGCCCACCCAACCACCUACCCGCCCGCACUUCACCAUACUGUAGACCGGAUUUGCACUUCGUGCAACCCGGCCAAAAACAUGCAUAUUAGUGAUUGAGCUAGGUAGUUUGAUCAAAUGCAUUGAAAAUAACUAAAUGUUAACAAAAGAGCACAUAAUAUUUACAAAAAAAAAAAAAAAAAAAAAAUUCAAAAUGCAUUUCAAUGAUGGUUUGAAGUUAAUAUUACUCCUUUUUUACAUUAAUACUUCAGUGAUUUUUGAUAAGGCAUAGAUAAAUUUUUGUAAGCCUUAAUCGAUAAGGAAAUUAUGUCAUCUUAUUAUUUUAUUUCGUAUUUUUUUUAUUUUAAGUUAUUAUUAAGUAUUAGUUUUUAAAAAAAUUGUUAGAAUUAAUAAUUGUGCAAAACUAAGUUCCAUUUGGGUUCUAUUGGGGUAUUUCGAUUUUCAGGGGCUUUGCCUUCUAGAACCCCAUCAGGACUUCACCCUGGACCCACAAGGAUGUUAAUGACACACCCAGCCGUUUACUGUGCCCUCUACCUGUUCAGAAAUUUCUGGAUCCUCUACUGUAUACGGGCGUUCUUCAAUCCGGAAUUUAAGUGUCCGCACAUGGACGGUUUUAUUGUAAAUUUGUUUUGGUUUUCGCGGUUAUGUCCCAUGCACAGGUGUGUGCACAGGUAUACUAGGUAAUCGCCAGGAAAACAAUAAAAGAGUAUAUUGGUAAUACAACACUCCUACACGAAUGGUGUAGCUGUGGAGUUUAUAAGUUAUGAUGGAUAAAGUCGACCAAAACGUGUUAUUCCAGUUAUGAAGUGGAAAACUAAAUGAAUUCCCGAUGAGACGAUGUCCCGUUUUUCGCGGUUAAUUCCACGAUUUUUGAGAGGAGACAACAAGUCCAAAGGUUCCGUUUUCAGGGAUGGUGGAUCUGUAGAGAAACCCAGGGAUGGACCUGUCUGCCGAAUUCUCUUCUUGGACGACACGGACCUGCAUCUCUCAUUCAAGGGAAGUGCCAAAUCCUCCAAUUUGCUGGAAAAGGUGUUUGAUCACCUGAACCUUGUGGAGAAGGAUUACUUUGGUUUGCGAUUCUUGGAUCAAUCUGAUCAAACGCAUUGGCUAGACCCACAGAAAGCUCUUUCAUCACAGUUAAAGUCAUGCAGUCAACCUUACACUUUAUAUUUUGGUGUCAAAUUUUAUCCCCCUGACCCUUGCAAAUUAAAGGAGGAAAUUACCAGAUACCAGUUCUUUCUACAAAUAAAAAGAGAUAUUCUUCAGGGGAGAUUACCCAUAACCUUUGAUGAAGCUGCAGAGUUAUUUGCCUUUGCUGUGCAAGCUGAGAUCGGUGAUUACAACCCCAGAAUUUGCUAUGACGGGUAUGUCUCAGAAUUCCGUUUUGUCCCAAAUCAAACUCAGGAGUUGGAGGAGCAAAUCUCCAGAUUUCAUCAGCAUCUUGGUGGGAUGAGUCCUGGUCAGGCAGAGUACAAAUUCCUGGACAAAGUCAAAUGGCUAGACAUGUAUGGGGUGGAUCUGCACUCUGUGCUGGGUGAAGGGAACAUGGAAUAUUUCCUUGGUCUUACUCCAACAGGAAUUGUUGUGUAUAAAAACAAGUCAAAAGUUGGAAAUUACUUCUGGCCAAGAAUAACGAAAGUCACUUUUAAAGGAAAAAUUUUUAUCAUCAAAGUCAAAGACAAGAAUAAUGAUGAACACACGUAUGCUUUUGACGUGGCCACAAAGACAAGGACCAAACACUUGUGGAAGUGUUGUGUCGAGCAUCACACCUUCUUCAGAAUUAACCAGUUAGCUGACACCCUAGCUCUCUCUUCCAAACAAUUUCGACACGGAUCCAGACGGAGUGGUAGAAAUGACAGACAGAACAACAAUGAUAUAAGACAGCAGCCAUCAGUUUCUAGGAUACCAAGCAGACGACAGCCGACAAGGAGCAAAUCGGAUUCCAGACUAAAUGGAGGAAAGGCAGGUUCGUAUUACAGUGCUAUCAAUGAUACCGCUGUCACCAGAGUGGUGGCCCCUGAACCAGUCAAAGGAUCUCGUCACAGAAGUCUGCCAGAUUUACAAAGAAAUCACUCCCCCAGAAGCACAAGGAGUGCUCCCUGGGAAAAAGAUGGGGACACUGGGCUAUAUACAUCGGGCCGUGAGUCUCCAGUCUCAUUACACAGUGAUGUACAGAAGUUUCCUAAAAGAGUGGGACAGACCAGUGAUACGGAGAGUGGGCAUAGACGCAAAUACUUUCCCAAGAACAAAGGAUCAGACAAUGAAAGUGAUGUUUCUUUUUCAAGAAGAAGGAGGAGGGACGGUGACAGUGGAAGUGAGUCUGACGUGUCUCCCACGAGGAACCGCCGCCCCAAGAGUUCGGUGGAGCCAUGGUAUGAGAACCACUGGAAAGAGACCAUGCAGGGCAUGUUCCCCGCAAAUAAUGAAAGUUAUAUGAAUGGCUCUGUUCCGUCCAUUCACUCGGCUCCAGCUGGGGAAGUCAAACGACGACGGCGACGGAGAACGAAGUCCCCAGGAACGUCUAAACGUCCUCCAGAGGAACUCAAACAACACAUUGUGUACGACUUGGUGGAUACGGAAGGCAUGAAUCCAGAGGACCUGCAAGAUAUUCCUUAUGUCAAAGUGGAAACUAAAUCUGAACCUUUCAAGAUCAAGUACUCGCCUCAUGUACGACAACGUUACAGGUCACCAAAGAGAAGAGGCUUUGGGGACCAGGAUCCACAACAGCUACCUCAGUCGGGGGAGCCGCCGCCCCCCUACACCCCCUCAGAAUCCUCUCGCAGAACCCCAGAGCUGGGACUUCGGAACUAUAUGAGUGACACCAAUACACAUCACAACAGAAGAGAUUUAGAUACACAAAGCAACAAAUCUGGAUCUACGUAUAGAUCUUCUCGCCAUGCAGAGCCAUCAAAACUGAGGAAUCCAGCAAACAUGAACAGAUCGAAUGGUACACCCGAGCAGACAUUUGGUCAGAGGACUGACAGUAUGCGAAGUCAACCCCACACUUCUGCAGGGACAGCGCAGUACAGGGUCCAGAGACAACCCCGUUCUGGAUCUUCUGGUCAGCGAUACAACACCAGUGGAUACACCUCGGAUGUACAUGUAACUCAAAGCAAUCCCAGAACUAGCGGAUACAUGUCGGAUGUCAUAUCCAGUCGAUCCCGGAAUUACCAAUCAAACAAUCCCAAUGUUUACAAACUUCCGAUGACUAACACAAAAGUGAGCAACAGUCCAAUGAACGAUAUUUCCAAAGUGUCUCAGAGAUACAGAGUCAAUGAGAAUCAAUCUCGGAAUACACCAAACUCCAGACAGGAAAAUUCGCCUUACUCUAGACAGGAAAAUUCACCUUACUCCAGGAGACACAACACUGAAAAUACAUCACAGAAAGAUUAUGUGUCUGAUGUAGAGUCAUCUCAUCGUCAUCGGACCCCUGAAUCUCCUCGUAGAAACGAUUCCCAUGUAUCAAACUACAGUCGUCCUCCUCACUCCAUGUACUCUGUCACCCCUCCGUCCACAGCUGAAGUUCUUAGGACAGAUAACUCGAUGACUCACAAACAAAACCGAUCAUAUGUGGGUCAGCAGUACCCCAUUGCUCCAUCUAACCCUGAGUACGACAAGAGAACAGGCUACAAAACAAGUCAAUUAGACACUGUCAACUCACCGUUAAACUCCAGUAACUUGUCUUCCAUGGUGUAUAAUUCUUCACCUUACAAACAGACUACUCCCUCCAGUGUUCAUAUAGACAAAAACCAGCCGUCCAGUGUGUUUAGUGGAAACUCUCCCAAUACCCGGUUAUUCAGUCCUCAGCAAGUGGGUGACACUUCUAGACAGUCCACCCAGGAAAAUGUUUCAUACAGUAGUUCAGGACACCCAGCACACAGACGCACAGAGAACAAUCCCCAGCUGUAUAACGCAGGCGAAUCCCCAGUGAGGGGAAGUAAAGGUAGUACCUCAUAUAAUCAAGGACAAUCAUAUGCUAGAGAAGACAAGGAGCAAACUCACUACUAUGACCCUCGGGGACCCCCUGGUCGACAACAGCAUGAGCACUCUCCAUAUGGUGACAGAGGUCGGUCUACCAGCAGGAUUGGGCCAGACCAGCAACACUAUCAGGGGAGAUCACCCAGUACGGCCAUUCAGAAUUACUCAGCAUACAAUGGUCAUGCUGGAAUGCCGUCUAGAACUGACUUCACCAGUGCAAAUAGUUCACUGAAUACUUCACAGUUUCAUUCCCCUUGGCUUGGUAAUCAGCAAUCUCCUUCAUACUCAUCUCCAAGGAAACCUUAUCAUCCUCAUCUUCAAGCAUCUCCACGAUCAGGAUUCAGCGUCCCUUCACACAGGAGCUUGAAUCAUUCCACUUUAGAUGCUAGUGCCUUGCGGCCAGUCUAUCGAAAUCCACAAAGGCAUGACCUGGUCACAGAAAUAUAAGUGGCUUUAUAUUAUGCAUGUAUUGAGUAGAAAUCAUUUUACAUACAAGUAUGUGUUUGAUAGGCAAGAUAAUCCUUGCUUGCUCUUUGAAAGAAAUAUACUGUACAUAUUUGCAUGAAAAGAGUGUGUCAUUAUUCAUUUGAGUCUUUAUACAUGCUAAAUUUCAUUUUACAAGCAGUACUGUCAUUUUGAAAACCAAUUGUAUUUGUGAUUAUGCACCAGUGCAAUACCAAGAAUUCUCUAUGCCUACAUUUCUUAUUUUAUUGUUCAACUUAUUAACCUACAUUUCUGCUUUCAAGAAAAUCUAUACACCAUUAUUUGCCUUAUUUGCUGUUCUUAAGGUAUCCGAUCCUUAAACCCCCCAAUUUUUUUUUUCAAGAAUACAAAGCUUUGUAUCAAAUGAAAAAUAAUUAACAUACACAGUGAUUUACCCAAAGAAUUUAGAAAAUUGAUAAGAUAUUUAAGAAAUAUCUGUUAUUAGAGAUUAACACCAAUCCCUAUGAAAAAACACAUUUCUGAUAUAUAAAGUCAAUUAGAAUAUAAUUUCCAAAGAAAGUUCAUGGUGAGCCAUGGUCCUUCAAAAUAUGCAAAGAAAAGUAAAGGUCAGCAUUCAAAUUAUGAAAAUCUACAAGGGGAGACAACUCUGACAAAAAAAAAUCUAAUUCACUCUAAAUAGAUCUGGGCAUCAUCUACUCUCUCUCUGCCAUCUUUAUCUCGCUAAGAAUUAGGCAUUUUGUUUUCACAAAAGAUUUAGUGCUAUAGAUAUUACAGAUUGGAUACCUUAAAUGAAGUAAAUCCAGGCAAAAAGUUUGAAUAUAGAUUUGUUGUUUUGUGGACAGUUUUUAAACAUUUUCUACAAACAUGGUCAUUUUCAUAAUGAAUUUCAGAUGAAAACAUAAAGGUAACUGAUGUACUGUAUGAUGUUCUUGUAUAAUAAACAUAAUGAACCUGUUUGAAACACUAAUGACACAAAAAUUCAAAUUAAUUGCCUUUCAAUAUUGAAAAAAGGACAACAUAAUUGUAAUUUGAUUUAUUACUUUACAGUAUGAUUUACCCCAUCCCUGUAAACAAUUUAGCUAAUUUUCUUAUGUAUUAUUACCAAGAUGGCUAUAACAGUGGACAUAUGAACAUAUAUUCAGCUAGAUUAUAUUUUUGAAAGUCAUUUUCAACUUGAGUGAAAAUAACCAUUUUUGGAGUAAAAUGCAUAAACUUUAAUGAGAAGUGGCAAUAAAGUUUAAAUCUAUAUAUGCUUCAAGUUUCUGAUGAAAUAUUUACGUAUUGUAUGUGCUGAUUUGAUUUACAUAAUGUAUAUUUUGACUUUUUCUGUACAACAUACACGUGUUUUAUCUAUUUAUAUAUUUAUAUGGAAAUUGCAUGAUGUUCCCAACAUGUGAUAUUUUGGUGAAUACAUAAUAAAUGAUUUUGAAUUUGA
This is a messenger RNA of Ostrea edulis (European flat oyster), 6660 nucleotides long. RefSeq names its product band 4.1-like protein 4A. Gene Ontology annotation, cellular component: cytoskeleton. Lineage: Eukaryota; Metazoa; Mollusca; Bivalvia; Ostreida; Ostreidae. The transcript is spliced from 27 exons. The record is from RefSeq and is a predicted model, not a curated record. The coding region runs from base 1641 to 5228 and encodes 1195 amino acids.